This is a messenger RNA of Dromaius novaehollandiae (emu), 1072 nucleotides long. Its product is annotated as signaling lymphocytic activation molecule-like. Gene Ontology annotation, biological process: positive regulation of type II interferon production. Gene Ontology annotation, molecular function: signaling receptor activity. The transcript is spliced from 7 exons. The record is from RefSeq and is a predicted model, not a curated record. NCBI's taxonomy places the organism in Eukaryota, Metazoa, Chordata, Aves, Casuariiformes, Dromaiidae. Gene Ontology annotation, cellular component: external side of plasma membrane. Bases 20 to 1072 code for a protein of 350 amino acids.
AGGGGCGCGCUGGACCGGCAUGGACCGCGGCACCUGCCUCUGGCUGCUGAGCUCCUUCUGCGUCUGGGGCGCGAGCCGCGGGGCGCGGGAGACGGUGCUGGGCACCCUGGGGAAGGCGACGUUCCUGCGCAUCCCCCCGCCAUUCCAGGAGCUGACGGCGCGCUUCGGCGCGGCAGUGUGGAAGCGGGACACGGAGGACCCGCACAGCAAGCAGGUGCUGCUCAAGUACUCGGACGGCAACUACAUCAACUACAUGCAGGAGCAGACCCGCUUCCACCAGGCCAACUUCUCCCUGGAGAUCCUCAACACCAGCAGGCAGGACAGGCAGCUCUACGAGUACAUCGUCAGCAAGGAGCGGGAGGAGAAAGUCUGGCAGAUACAGCUGGAAGUAUAUGAGCCGGUGUCGGCGCCCCGCAUCCAGGUGCUCGGCGGGACGGAGGCCAACGACAGCCUCACCGUGACCCUCAACUGCACGGCGGAGCGGGGCGACCGGGUGUCCUACAGCUGGGCGGGCGCCUCGCGCCUCUGCGCCCGCAACGGCAGCGUCCUGCACCUCUCCUACAGCCCGCGCAACGCCAGCCUGGCCUGCUCCUGCACCUGCACCGCCGCCAACCCCGUGAGCCGCCGCGCCGUGGCCUUCAACGCCUCCGAGUGCGGCCGCGAGCCCCAGGGCGGUGCCGGGCUGCGGACGGGGCACCUGGUGCUGGUGCUGGUGGUGCCGGUGGUGGCGGCGGGGGCCCUGGCGGCCGGGUGCACGGCGCUGCGCGCAGCAGGCGCGAAGCAGGAGCGGGCGCCGCUCGCCGAGGACGGUGCCGUGCACACCAUCUACUCCCAGGUGCAGCGGGCGGAGAAGCCGAAAGGCCCCCGCGGGCCCCCCGCCGCCGAGCGCCCGGCCUGCACCACCAUCUACGCUGCCGCCACCGGGCUGCCGCCGGACCCGGCGCGGGAGCAGCGCCCGGCACGCGGCCCCCGGCCGGAGCCACCCGCCCCGCCGCGACCCCCUCCCCGCCCGCAGACCCCCGAGGACGGCCCCACCACGGUCUACACCACGGUGACGGCGCCCAAGCCGUGA